UCGGGUUAAAGUUUAACUGAGAGGAGGAGAAGCAGAGUCGGCUGGACAGUCUGUGGUCUGGGGAUCAGAUGAGGGAAGAGCAGAAAGAGGAAGAUGAUGGCAGGACAGAACGCUAAUAUACUUAUAAUCGGGUGCGGUAUUGCGGGGAUCGGUGCUGCACAGAGGUUAAUACGGCACGGCUUUAAUAAUGUUCGAGUGCUUGAAGCCACGUCCAGAAGCGGAGGAAGGAUUAAGACAGGCAGUCUCGGCAGUAACAUUGUAGAGAUCGGUGCUAACUGGAUUCAUGGACCAUCACAGGAGAAUCCAGUGUUUCGUCUGGCCUGCCAGUACCAGUUACUGGACAAGGAGUCCAUGUCUGAGGAGAAUCAGGCAGUGGAAGUUGGUGGUCACCCGCCUUUUAUACCAAACUGGUUUUCUAGCUCAGGCAGGAAGCUUGAUUCAGAGAUGAUGGCACCUGCAUCAGAGCUCUUCAUGACAUUGUUUGAGAAAUGCCAGGAGUUCCAUGACAGUGGUGAAGAACCCCUGCCCACUGUAGGGGAAUACUUCAAGAGAGAGGCCCUCAAGGUAGCCAACGAAGAAUGGAACGAGGACCAGACAACCAAGAAGCUGAGGCUGGCUUAUUUAGGCACACUGCUGAAAGUAGAGUGCUGUGUCAGUGGAACACACACUAUGGAUGAUGUAGGCCUUGGAGCAUUUGGCAUGUACAAGACCCUUCCUGGAUUAGACUGCACUUUCCCAGGUGGUUACGAAGGCUUAAUUAAGCACAUGAUGAAUGAACUUCCCAAGGACACUGUCUUGUACAAUAAACCAGUUAAGUGCAUUCACUGGAAUAACACCUACAAGCAGUCAAGCCAAAAAGGGAGGACCUGCCCUGUAACCGUUGAAUGUAUUAGUGGAGAGACAUUUGAUGCAGAUCAUGUCAUUGUUACCAUUCCAUUGGGUUACUUGAAGAAGCACCAGCACACACUUCUACAGCCUUCUAUGCCAUUACGCAAAUUGCACUCCAUCCAGAGGAUGGGUUUUGGGACCAACAAUAAGAUCUUUCUGGAGUUUGAGAUGCCAUUCUGGGAUGAAGAUUGUGAGGCUAUCUAUCUUGUAUGGGAAGAUGAGUCUGCUCUAGCUGAUAUUGUAUCUGAUGUGAAGAUGGCCUGGGUCAGAAAGCUCUUUGGGUUCACUGUUCUAAAGCCCGCAGAAACGUUUGGCCAUGUUCUUUGUGGUUGGAUUGCUGGGCAUGAAUCAGAGUACAUGGAAACUCUGACAGAAUUGGAAGUGUUGAAUACGAUCACUCAGGUCAUCCGCAGGUUUACAGGGAAUGCAACAAUUGCACCAAAGAAGCUUCUACGGUCCCAGUGGUUCCUUGACCCCUACACCUGUGGAUCGUACACCUAUGUGGCUAAAGGAUGCUCGGAUUUUGACAUAGAUAACCUUGCAGAGCCUCUACCACUGCCAGGUUCAAAGGAUCAGCCCUUACAGGUGAUGUUUGCUGGCGAGGCCACUCACAGAUCCUUCUUUUCCACUGUCCACGGAGCCCUGAUUACAGGCUGGAGAGAAGCAGACCGUCUCCUCUCUCACUACACUACCCCAGCAGGACUGGUCACUUCAAAACUGUAAAAAGUGGAGUGUGUGUUGAGAGAUAAAAUUACUUGUCUUUGUUUUUUAUAUGAGCAGGUUGAGCUGAUGCAUAAAUUGUGCUUAAUACUUUUUUGUAAAUACUCUAGGCCCAGGUGCUACGAACAGUUUACACCUGGUGUGACGUGUGCAUAAGAGUACAAAAAAAGGCCAAAAAUUUAUAAUGAGAGCAUUUCUUACAAAAAGUACUAUCCAAAUAAUUUUGUAAUAAAUAAUGCUAAAUUAAUAGUAAAUCAAACAAAAUUUUUUACUUUUUUAUUAAGAGCCACUUUCACUAACCUGUACAAACCAACUGUUAAUUAUUGUAAUUACAGAUACUGUCCAUAGGGUUUAGGGUUUGUAAUGGCCAUCAAUGUAUAUGCCUGAGCUGGCACGUUUGCUGCAUUUGGCAGUUCCCUACAAAAGUCGUACAGGUGUAUUAGCUAAUUGAUGUCAGAAUUAUUGUUUUUCUUUAGUUUUUGGUCGAGAUCAUUUCAAGAGUGUUUUAUUAUGAUAAUUUAUAAGGAACAAGGAUAUGUGCAAAAUUUGCUAAUUUGUUGUUCUUUAACAUUGACACAGUCUGCUAAUAAAUGUGAAAUUUAUAAAUCUGUUGAAAAGUUUUCAUGAAGGUCCAAAAUUUGACUUUACAUGUUUUUAUGAAGGUUUCAUAAAUGAUUACCUUGAACUCUGGUUAAGACAAUCCAUCCAAUUUUACCGUCCAGGAAUUACUGACAGUUUUAUUGGCUGUAGAAUUCGUAAAUGCUUUUGCUUUGUAUGUUGCUUGUUUCUGCCAAACGUAAGAAAGAAAUGUGUAUUUUAAAAAUACUAAAAUAAAUAACUUAAAAAGGUUUUGCACACUCCUUAUAAAUCAGUAAAACAGUGCAUUUAGUCACAAACUGCAGUGACUGAUGAUUUUUGUGUUGAAAAUCAAAGAUGCAGUAAAGGCUUUAAGAUGACCAAAUCAGGUUUUAUGUGAUUUCUACCCUAGAGAAUGUUUUUGGUUUACAAAUGAUACUUUAUUUCAAGCGCAGUAUGUGUUACCCUUACAUUAAUAUAAAGUAUGUUAAAAUUUUAACACUGAAUAACAAAUUAUUGUCAUAAAAUAAACAAUAUAGCUGUG
Astyanax mexicanus (Mexican tetra) is the source of this 2728-nucleotide messenger RNA. RefSeq names its product polyamine oxidase (gene paox). The transcript has 7 exons. Gene Ontology annotation, molecular function: polyamine oxidase activity. The record is from RefSeq and is a predicted model, not a curated record. The coding region runs from base 94 to 1611 and encodes 505 amino acids. NCBI's taxonomy places the organism in Eukaryota, Metazoa, Chordata, Actinopteri, Characiformes, Acestrorhamphidae.